AUCUUCUCCAUAGGUGCGUGUUGUCAAGCGAUGAACUCGCCGAUCGCCGGCCCAGGCACUGACAGGGAAGAUGAACUCGCCGACGCCGCGAAAGAAGCGAGGAACUUAUCGGAGUGGUUCUCGAAGCGAGGAACUCUGCAAGCGGAGACAGUCUCCGCCUGCUUAUCCGCGCUCUCAUCGCCGCUUCUCUCGCGCCGCCGCCUCUUCGGUUCCGAGCCCGACAGGACGGCGGCAAACGAUACGUCGGAGAUCAGCGGAGGUGGAAACGGCAGUUUGGCGAGGAAAAUCGGGGUAGGGAUACUAGCGGCGGCGUAUGUUGGGAUGAUUCUAACGAUUCUGUUGGUUGUGGCGGCGGUUUUGGGCGUGGCGGUGGUGAGGGUGUGGGUGGAGGAGCCGGUGUUGUUGAAGGAGAGGUUGAAUUUUGACUACACAGAUGCUCAGCCUAAGGCCGUCUUCUCUUUUGUUCACCGCGGCGGCGGCGAAUAUAACAGAGAGCUUGGGAUCUUCCAGGUUUAUUCUAACCCUAAUUCCCAAUUUAUAAAAUCAAUUAUUUUCUUUCUGCUUCCGCUUUCCUGGAGACUUGGAGUUCCUACGGCUGCGACAAAGGCAGUGAGCGAGGCAGCGGCGACCAACCGGCGAGGACCCUCGUCGAUCGACCAGCGAGGACGCAGCGGUGGUGUAGAUAGGUAUGCCUUACUUCUUCUAGGAAGAGGAGUUACAUUUGGUAUUCUAACAUGUUCUAAGGUUGAUGAUGGAGACCACAUUGAUAGAUUGAUAUCAUGCUUGUAUAUGGCCAUUCCAUUUUUUGAGAGGGGUGCAUCAAAUAGCAAGUUUCUCAACUAUUUGAACAAGCACAAUUUCCCUGUUUUUGAUAAGAAGGCUAAAGAUGGAGGAUUGGACGUUAUACAGACUUAUGUGUUCUGGAAUGGGCAUGAACCAUCUCCUGGAAAAUACAACUUUGAGGGGAGAUAUGAUUUGGUCAGGUUCAUCAAACUGGUGCAUCAAGCAAGGCUCUAUGUUCAUCUUCGUAUCGGCCCUUAUAUUUUUGGAGAAUGGAAUUUCGGGGGAUUCCCAGUUUGGCCAAAAUAUGUGCCUGGGAUGGAAUUUAGAACAGGCAAUCAGCCUUUUAAGGUUGUCUACCUAAUUGCCUAUGUUCGAGUUUGUCCAUAUUUUAUAGUUUAAAAUUAUUGUUUCCUAAACUAGAGACUCGCCAUUAAGCUCCAAAGUCAGAUCCGGUAGAAAGGAGUUCAGAUCCGGUGGAAGAUAGUGUCGCCGACUUCUCUUCCAUUUCUGAUGUACAGAAGAAAUUUUCAGAUCCGUUUGAUAUAUUUUUUUUGGGGGGAAAAGGGAGGGGGUAUUAGCCCCAGAACAAAGCUAUAACCCAGUUCUCACAACAGGGAUGCAAAACUCAACAGACUCUCUGUCAGACUCAAGGAAAUCCAGAAUGAAUUCAAGGGGUAUUAGUUUGAUAUAUUUUAGUUGUUGAAAGAAUGAUUUUAGUUCUUUGAAAUAUACUUAUUUGGUUUUAGUAUUCUUAGACACAGAUGGUAGCCAUAUUUUGUUUUUUGUUUUUUGGCCUUUUCUCCUGUAAAUCUGUAAUGUAAUAUGAAUGAAUGCAUUGAAAUAUUUCUUCUUUGA
Ipomoea triloba (trilobed morning glory) is the source of this 1638-nucleotide messenger RNA. RefSeq lists its product as uncharacterized. Gene Ontology annotation, molecular function: beta-galactosidase activity. The coding region runs from base 31 to 1182 and encodes 383 amino acids. Lineage: Eukaryota; Viridiplantae; Streptophyta; Magnoliopsida; Solanales; Convolvulaceae. Gene Ontology annotation, cellular component: vacuole; cell wall. The record is from RefSeq and is a predicted model, not a curated record. Gene Ontology annotation, biological process: carbohydrate metabolic process. The transcript is spliced from 7 exons.